CUCUAUCCGGCACUUGUCCCCCUGUGUCUCUGGCGCCGUACAACGCUUCUUCCCGCGCCCACGCCGCCCAGUCCUGAGUCCGGAGCUCGGCGGGCGCCACAUGGCUACGAUGUCGCGUGCCCUCGGUUCGGCGUUCGUAGGCUUCACGCGGACCCCCGCCGUGCCGCCGGCCACGACCUUGCCUUCCUCGUGCGCUUCCUCGGCGCUCCUCCUUCGCUGGCAGCGGAGCCGAGGCGGCGGCGCACGGCGGUUCUCGUCCGGACGCAACGCGCGGAUUAGCAUGAGCCUCCGCGCCGGCAUCGUCGGCCUGCCCAACGUCGGCAAGUCCACCCUCUUCAACGCCAUUGUUGAAAAUGGGAAGGCCCAAGCUGCAAACUUUCCCUUUUGCACCAUAAACCCAAACACUGGUGUCGUUGCUAUACCCGAUCCUCGCUUGCAUGUGCUCUCAGGAUUAAGCAAGUCCAAGCAGACGGUCCCAACAUCCAUUGAGCUUGUGGACAUAGCAGGCCUCGUCAAAGGCGCAAGCAAAGGAGAGGGACUUGGAAAUCAAUUUCUUUCAAACAUACGUGAAGUAGAUUCCAUACUUCAGGUUGUGCGAUGUUUUGAAGAUGACGACAUUGUUCACGUAAAUGGAAAAGUUGAUCCAAAGUCAGAUAUUGAUGUGAUUAACCUAGAACUGAUAUUUUGUGAUCUUGAACAGAUAGAGAAGCGGUUGGAUAAGCUUAAAAAGAGCAAAACUAAAGAUCCGCAAGUAAAAGUGAAGGAAGAAGCAGAAAGGUCAGGAUUGGAAAAAAUUCUGAAGGCACUUAUGGAUGGAAAACCUGCAAGAUCUGUUGAGUUGGCUGACCAUGAGAAAGAAGCUGUACAACAUCUUUAUCUGCUAACUAUGAAGCCUGUCAUUUAUGUUGCAAAUGUAACUGAAUCUGAUCUUGCUGAACCUGAUCAAAAUCCCCAUGUCAAAGAGGUGGCCAAACUAGCAUUAGAGUUGCAAUCUGGCAUGGUUACAAUAUCAGCUCAGGUUGAGGCUGAACUUUCUGAACUACCAUUAGAAGAGAGAGUUGAAUACCUAAAAUCUCUUGAUGUUGCUGAAAGUGGGCUAGGCGUUUUGGUUAAAGCAACAUAUAACCUUUUGGGACUAAGAACAUAUUUCACAACCGGGGAGCAGGAAACAAAAGCUUGGACCAUUCUUGCAGGCAUGACUGCACCUCAAGCAGCUGGAGUUAUUCAUAGUGACUUUCAGAAAGGCUUCAUUAGAGCUGAAACUGUGUCCUAUGAUGAUUUUGUUGCGACGGGUUCGCUUGGAGCAGCAAGGGAGAAGGGAGUGCUGAGGUUGGAAGGGAAGGAAUAUGUUGUGCAGGAAGGAGAUGUCAUGCUCUUCCGAUUCAAUGUCUAACGGUAGCACGUGAGAAGUUUCAAUAUGCACUCAGAAUUUUCUACAAGCUUACAAGGCAAAGCAAAAUUUGGGUAGAGCAUGAGAUUUUGUCUUUGAGAUAUCAGCUGUCCAUGUACUCGGCAUUGUCGCAUUUUUUCCCCAGAGGAAAACACCAUGAUUCUUUGUUUAAUUUCGGUGUGACAUCUCUUGGGAUCCUUAGUAUCGUCUUAUAGAUCACUUUACAUAAAUCAUGUGUUGUAUUAUUAGUUUUAUUGAGGAAACCGAUUAAAGUAUAUUCUGUAAUCCCUGGAGUGCAUGCAUACUCCAGCACUGAAUUACCCACUUAUUGAAUUCAGUAUACUAAAAAUUAUUCCUAACA
Molecule: messenger RNA, 1751 nt
Organism: Brachypodium distachyon (stiff brome)
Lineage: Eukaryota; Viridiplantae; Streptophyta; Magnoliopsida; Poales; Poaceae
Product: ribosome-binding ATPase YchF
Exons: 11
Coding region: 101-1393 (430 amino acids)
Cellular component (GO): cytoplasm
Molecular function (GO): ATP binding; GTP binding; ATP hydrolysis activity
Source: RefSeq, a predicted model, not a curated record